GUUAUGAUCGAACAAAAUACUCCACUCAACAUCCAAACGAUAGAAGACUUCCCAACCGCAUUUGACCUCCCCAUAUUGCUGGCAUUUGGCGUUUUCAUGGUCACUGUACAAGAUCCCAGUACCACAGAUGGCGAAACAAUCUUUUUUUACCUCAAAAAAGAUGCUUAUAAUGGCAUGAUGGCAUUCCAAGUUACCAUGUUGGUUUUAUGUAAAUAUGCCCGAAAG
Racocetra persica is the source of this 225-nucleotide messenger RNA. Lineage: Eukaryota; Fungi; Glomeromycota; Glomeromycetes; Diversisporales; Gigasporaceae. The record is from the annotation of a GenBank genome assembly.